GUUCAGUAAAUGUCAAGAAAUCGAAUACAAGCACAUUUCCGUAACAUUUCCUCCGCCUUCUGGCGAUAUGUUUCAUUCUCCGCCAACGACGGUCUGUUUACCUUGUCGACAGCAGUCUCUCCUAACUGUAACGAAGUCUAGUGUGUGUGCUGGCAAACAUCAUCACAAAGUUGACAAGGCCAUGUACACCUGUUAUACCAUCAUCUCCAGCCACCCCGAAGCCAUCCUCAGACAUCCCUCGGACUGCGGAACGUCCGCGUGACGGUGCCGACGGCGAUCCGGAGGGGGGACACGGCGCACCUGUACUGCAACUACGAGAUGGAGGACAAGGAGAGCCUGUACUCGAUCAAGUGGUACAAGGGCCGGCGGGAGUUCUACCGGUACGUGCCCCGCGAGACGCCCUCGAUGAAGGUGUUCAGCGGCGUCAGUGGCAUCGAGGUGGAGCCCACCCUCUCCAACGCCAGCCUGGUGGUCAUCAAGGCCGCCAACGUCACCGGCAAGUACAGCUGCGAGGUCUCAGCGGACGCACCCUCCUUCCACACAAUGAUCGUGUCCGGCGACAUGGAGGUGAUAGAACCACCGCUGGACAAACCGUCCAUAAUUGGAGUGCAAACGAGGUACCGUCCGGGGGACAUCCUGCGUGGCAACUGUUCUUCCCUUCACUCAAAACCAGCCGCCAACCUGUCCUGGUCGAUCAACGAUGUGCCGGUGCUGCAACAGCAAACCAGACAAUACAGAUCUAUCAAGGAUGAAAGUACGGGACUGGAGACUUCGGUUCUGGGAAUCAACGUGAUGGUUUCACACAGUCACUUCAACAAAGGAAAGCUGAAGCUCAAGUGUGAGGCGUCGAUCCACCAGAUCUACCACGAAAGCACCGAGCGGCUGCUGGAGGAGGACCGACCGCGAAUACUGGCCACCGGGACGUCCAGCGGGCAGCACAACAUGAACCUGUUCCAGAGCAGCGUGUACGACGGCGAGCUGACCGACCAGGGCGAUCGGUACCUCACGAUGAACGGGUAUAAAGCAGAUAAGGCCUCCCCGCCGUCGUCCUCAUCCGCCGGCAUGGUCGUCGGCUCGUACGUCAAAGUCUGCUGGAUCACCUUCUACGUGUGCACGAUCUGCACCGUCCUGCUGUACUCGCUGCGCGUCGGAAUCUCCUGAUUGUACAACCUGAAGGAAAUCAUCAAAAUAUAAAGCUCUCCCACGCUUCUGUCCCUCUCUCUCUCUCGGUCCCCGGAGGAAAUGUUUAACCUUUUUCUUUCGGUAGCUUGUUCUUUUCGGCUGUUGUUGAGCAGAGUUGAAGGAAGGAAAAAAACACUGUGAAAUUAAAUAGAGCAAAACAAACACAAAUAAAAACUAGUCGACACUUUUAGAGAGAGUAACUUUGGGAAAAGGGGAAAAAGGGUGAAGCAAACAAACAAAUCCCAAAGCAGAAGCAGGAAACCAAGAAAACUAAACCGAUUUUCUGCCCAAUUGUAUAAAACAACAAACCAAGGAAGCGACAAAUUUUCCCCCGGCAAAGGAAAAACAAAACAAACACUUUUAGUGGAAAAGUGGGAGCUAAUUGGAAACGGAUUCGACUGCCAGUAACAGAGCGAGAAUAAUAAAAAAAAACAAAACAUCGGAAAAAUUGCAGCAAAUCAACGGCUACGGGACGAACGAAAGAGUGCUGUUUGGUUUGGACUUCAGGAUGCUGGAAGCUGUAAUUACCAGCGCUGAUUGCUGCACCGGGGAGUCCCCUUAAGUGGGUGAGGAUGAGGAGGCAGAGCAGCAUCGAUGACGGCGUGAUAACCUCUUAGAAAGUAGUAGUAGAAUGCACAGGGCGAACGGAAUUUCACUGCAGAGUGAGCCAGAGCGGUUGAGAUUGAAAGUAAACAUUGGAGCUAGGUUUAAGCGGUAGUAAUUAGUGGAAUUGUAGAGAGGCGAGUGAGGGAGCUGGGAACGUUGCAUGAAGUUUGAAGUGUUUUAUGAAGGAGGGGCAAAACAAUAUUUAAAACUGAAAAAAAUGUAAUGUUAAUUUUCUUGAAAAAGAUAAUUUAAAUAAAAACUGUCACUCUGGUUUAAGAUUGAAAAUUGUAAUAUAAAAGAAAUGUGUAAAUCAAUCAAUUUAAGAAAUGAUAUUCACGAACACUCUAUGCAUUAUUUUUAAACAGGGUUUAACAAUUUUGUUAUUCAACCACAUUUUAUAUACAGAUUAAACAAUAACUGGCAUUCAAAACAAUAAAAAAUGAUUUAAUAUACUUUUGACAAAAACAGGAAAAAUGCUCAAAACUUCACUAUCGAUAAUCGUUCAAGGUUCAUUUGAAAAAAAAAAUAUGUUUAAAAUCAAGGUCGAAUAACUAACAAAUCUUGAAAAAUGAGUUAAAACAACUGAUAUUUGGCAUAAACUUAGGAACAACAUUAACCAGUUUUAUGUAAUGGUUCGAUAAGCAAUACUUGUUUGAAAAAAAAAACAACUGAUAAACAGAAAGUACAUAAAAUGCUUAUCAAGGGAGGAAAGUGUCAUUGCCAUUCCUAAAUAUUGAAUCAAAAGUGCCCGACAAGUUAAAGGAAUACUCAGCAAACCAUUUUUCUCAAUAUUUAAUUAAUUUUUUUAAUCAAUUUUGAGAUAGAUGCGAGAAGAUCUACGUUCGGUUUAUUACUUUAAGCUUCAAUAAUAAAUAUAGUAACCAUUUUGCUCCAAGCCCAACUUUCAAAAUUUUAAAGUUUAAUGAAUUAAUGAAAUUACAUGUUUCCUAAAGUUCUGUGAUCCCAGAACUCAAAACAUUUAAAAAGUCCCUAUUUGUUAAAAAAAAAUAGUCGUUAUAAACCGUACUUUGAAAAGUAGUCAAUUAUUGCAUAUUUUUUGCUCCCUGAUUUUUUGGUAAUUUAUUUAAGGACAAAAAAUAGAUUUUUUAAGGAGGACAAAACCUGAAACAAAAUUUACAUUCGCCUUAUCUGAGCAAUUGAUCACAUUUCCUUACUUAUAAAUUAAGGAAUCCAGAGUUGUACAUAAUUGCCAAAAAAACAAAUAUGGUCGAAGAAAAUUGAAUUUAGAAGCUAAAUCAAAUUUCCAAUAAAAAAUACCCGAUGCAAUUUUGGUAUAAUUUAACCAAUUUCAUAACAUUUUUUUCAUAAUCGUUUUGUUUUGCAAUUUUGAAAUAUGAUUUGGUCAAGAUAAAGCAACCCCCGCAAAAUAAUUGUUUAAAAAAAUGAGAAAGCUUCCUACUAUUUGCUUUUUUAAACUUUGUUGAUUGGACAGCUGGUUGCUCAGACACAGCCUCUUAAAUCUGGCUCGAUUUCUAAUGUUAAAAAUUAAUCGGUUGUGAAAUCUUCUGCUCCUUGAAUUAAAAAUAACUUCAUAUUUUAACAAUUAGUCCUAACUAUGUAAAAG
Messenger RNA from Culex pipiens pallens (northern house mosquito), 3373 nucleotides. RefSeq lists its product as uncharacterized. The coding region runs from base 319 to 1161 and encodes 280 amino acids. The transcript has 7 exons. The record is from RefSeq and is a predicted model, not a curated record. NCBI's taxonomy places the organism in Eukaryota, Metazoa, Arthropoda, Insecta, Diptera, Culicidae.